Messenger RNA from Megalops cyprinoides (Indo-Pacific tarpon), 16878 nucleotides. RefSeq names its product ubiquitin protein ligase E3 component n-recognin 4 (gene ubr4). Bases 1 to 15540 code for a protein of 5179 amino acids. The transcript is spliced from 105 exons. The record is from RefSeq and is a predicted model, not a curated record. Gene Ontology annotation, molecular function: zinc ion binding; protein binding. NCBI's taxonomy places the organism in Eukaryota, Metazoa, Chordata, Actinopteri, Elopiformes, Megalopidae.
AUGGCGUCGAGUGGAGGAGAUGGAGAACCCGAGUGGACUGCCGCUGUGCGACCGCUUUUAUCAGCCUCGUACACGGCUUUCGAGACGAAAGAGCUACCUCAGCUCGUCGGAUCCAUCAUAAACAGUGAUUCUGAGAUUCUUCACCAUGACAAACAGUAUGAGCCAUUCUACUCGUCGUUUGUGGCUCUGUCUGCACAUUACAUCACCACAGUCUGUGGACAAAUUCCCAGAAAUCAGCUGCUGUCGGUAGCUGCAGCCUGUAAAGUAUUGAUUGAAUUCUCAUUGCUGCGACUGGAGAACCCGGACGAGGCAUGCGCAGUUUCACAGAAGCACCUGAUCCUGUUGAUAAAGGGUCUCUGUACUGGCUGCAGCCGCCUGGAUCGGACAGAGAUCAUCACAUUCACUGCAAUGAUGAAGUCUGCCAAACUGCCCCAGACCGUCAAGACACUCUCCGAUGUGGAGGACCAGAAGGAGCUGCCGUCCCCGGUCAACCCCGAGCUCCGACAGAAGGAGGUUCAGAUGAACUUCUUCAACCAGCUGACCUCUGUGUUCAACCCUGACAUGACCGCCCUGGCAUCGCCCUCGGCACACACACAGGCUGAGAGUGAGUGUGACGACCAGGCCACCGCCGACCAGGCCACUCAGGCUAAAAUGAAGAAUGCCUUCAUCUCCCAGAACGUGUCCAGUUUACAGGAGCUGGGGGGCUCAGAGAAGCUGCUCCGCGUGUGCCUCAACCUGCCCUACUUCCUGCGCUACAUCAACCGCUUCCAGGACGCCGUGUCGGCCAACUCCUUCUUCAUCAUGCCGGCCACCGUGGCGGACGCCACCGCCGUCCGUAACGGGUUUCACUCCCUGGUGAUUGAUGUGACGAUGGCCUUGGACACUCUCUCGCUGCCUGUGCUGGAGCCUCUGACGCCCGGGAGGCUGCUGGACGUCACCGUGCUGGCGCUGAGCUGCCUGUACGCAGGCGUCAGCGUGGCCACCUGCAUGGCCAUUCUGCACGUGGGCAGCGGUCUACAGCUGCGCACCACCUCCACCGGCUCCAAGGAGGAGGACUACGAGAACGACGCUGCUACUAUCGUUCAGAAAUGCCUGGAAAUCUACGACAUGAUUGGGCAGGCCAUCAGUAACUCGCGCCGUGCUGGAGGGGAGCACUAUCAGAACUUCCAGCUGCUGGGGGCCUGGUGUCUGCUCAACAGCCUCUACCUGAUCCUCAACCUCAGCCCCACCGCCCUGGCCGACAAGGGGAAGGAGAAGGACCCGCUGGCCGCCCUGCGGGUCCGGGACAUCGCUGCCCGCACCAAAGAUGGGGCAGGAUCCCCCAAACUGGGGCCAGGGAAAGGACACCAGGGCUUCGGAGUGCUGUCUGUCAUCUUGGCAAACCACGCCAUCAAACUGCUCACCUCGCUGUUCCAAGACCUUCAAGUAGAGGCAUUGCACAGGGGUUGGGCUAGCGACGGGCCCCCAGCAGAGCUGAACAUCAUGGCUCAGAGCACCUCCAUCCAGAGGGUGCAGAGACUCAUCGACUCUGUGCCCCUCACCAACCUGCUCUUCACCCUGCUCUCAACCUCCUACAAGAAGGCCUGUGUGCUCCAGCGGCAGAGGAAGGGCUCGGUCAGCAGCGACGCCAGCGCCUCCACAGACUCCAACACUUACUACGAGGACGACUUCAGCAGCACGGAGGAGGACAGUAGCCAAGAUGACGACAGCGAGCCUAUCCUGGGACUGUGGUUCGAGGAGACCAUCUCCCCCAGCAAAGAGAAGGUGGCCCCCCCGCCGCCACCCCCACCCCCGCCCCUGGAGACCUCUCCCCGGCUGAAAAGCCCCAGCAAGCAGAACGCUGGCGAGAACGGCAACAUCCUGGCCAGCCGCAAGGACCCCGAGCUGUUCCUGAGUCUGGCCUCCAGCAUCCUCAACUUCAUCACCACCUCCAUGCUGAAGUCCCGGAACAACUUCAUCCGCAACUACCUGAGCGUGUCGCUGACCGAGCAGCACAUGGCCACGCUGGCCAGCAUCAUCAAAGACGUGGACAAAGAUGUCAAAGGGUCCUCUGAUGAAGACUUUGCUGCAGCUCUGUAUCACUUUAACCACUCCCUGGUGACAUCAGACCUGCCUUCGCCCGCACUGCAGAACACCUUGCUGCAGCAGCUGGGCGUGGCACCCUUCUCCGAGGGCCCGUGGCCCCUGUACAUCCACCCGCAGUCCCUGUCUGUGCUCUCCAGGCUGCUCCUCAUCUGGCAGCACAAGGCCAGCCUGCUGGGGGACCCCGACGUGGCUGAGUGCAUGAAAGUCUGGGAGAGGUUCGUGGGCACACUGAAGCUGCGCACGCUGCAAGGCCCGGCCGCCGCCGAGUCGGAGGACCUGAACGUGGAGCACCUGCAGCUGCUGCUGCUCAUCUUCCACAACCUGUCGGAGAAGGGCCGGCGCGCCGUGCUCGCCCUGUGCACCCAGGCCAUCGCCGAGGUGGCCGCCCGCGUCGACACCCAGCUGCACGCCGUGCCCCUCAACCUCGCCCGCAUCCUGCUCGUCUUCGACUACCUGCUGCACCAGUACUCCAAGGUCCCCAUGUACCUGUUCGAGCAGGUGCAGUACAACCUGCUGACUCCCCCGGCCUGCGGGGGCAGCGCCGCACAGGAAGGGGGUCGGCGCGGCGCUCUCCCCCUCUACUACGGCUUCAAGGAGGUAGAAGAGAACUGGACCAAGCACUGCUCGGCAGGUAGGAAUUCCACGCUGCAGCCUAAAUUCUACUGUGUCCUGUCCCCCGAAGCCUCAGAGGAUGACCGCAGUCGGCUGGACAGCAAGGUUUUCCAGGUGCUGUUUAACGGCGUGGUGAAGUACGACCACCUGUACAGCUGCCUGGUCUCUCUGCUGGCGGCCGGGUCUCAGUUCGACGCAGCGAGGAGGCUGGAAAACAAGAACAUGACACCCGUGGAAGCCUGCUCCCUGCAGUACUACUUCCUGGUUCUCUGGCGGAUCCUGGGAGUGCUGCCUCCCUCCAAAGCCUACAUCGAGCAGCUCAAAACGGGCAACAGUGACCCAAGCGAGAGCGACAUCCUACACACCCUGAGAUGGUCGUCACGGCUACGGGUCAGCACCUACGUCACCUGGAUCAAGGAGCACCUGGUGAAACAGGGCAUGAAGCCGGACCACGCGACCUCUCUGAUCGAGGUGGCCUCCACCAAGUGCAGCUCUGUGAAGUACGACGUGGAGCUGGCGGAGGAGUACAUCGCGCGGCAGAUCUCCUCCUUCUGCUGCGUCGACCCCAACGCCAUCCUGCACAUCUACCACGUGCCCAACCUGCAGACCAUCUACACGCUGGACGCCGUCAUCUCCAAGGUGCAGGUCUCGCUGGACGAGCACUUCUCCAAGGUGGCGGCUGAGACGGACCCCCACAAGUCGUCCGAGAUCACCAAGAACCUGCUGCCAGCCACGCUACAGCUCAUCGACAACUACACCACCUUCACCAGGUCUUACCUCCUGAUGAGUCUUCCAGAGGAAGGGGAGAACAGGCCAUCCAAGGAGAAGCUGCAGGGCUACGCGGCUGUGCUGUCCAUCGGCUCCACGCGUUGCAAAGCCAACGUGCUCGGUCAGACAGUGAUGCAGAACCUGCCCUCCGCCGUGCAGACGCUGUGUGAGACGUGGAACAACAUCCACACCAACGAGUUCCCCAACAUCGGGUCCUGGCGGAACGCCUUUGCCAACGACACCAUCCCGUCAGAGAGCUACAUCAGCGCUAUCCAGGCCGCCCACCUGGGCACCCUGAGCAACCAGUCCCUGCCGCUGGCAUCUUCCCUCAAACACAUCCUGCUGUCCCUGGUGCGCCUCACUGGGGACCUCAUUGUCUGGUGCCCGGAGGAGCUGAACCCGCCGCAGGUGAUCCGCACGCUGCUGCCGCUGCUGCUGGAGAGCAGCACUGAGAGCGUGGCCGAGAUCAGCUCCACCUCGCUGGAGCGCAUCCUGGGGCCGGCCGAGUCCGACGAGUUCCUCGCCCGCGUCUACGAGCGCCUCGUCACCGGCUGCUACAACAUCAUCGCCAACCACUCCGACCCCAACAGUGGCCUGGAUGAGUCGGUCCUGGAGGAGUGUCUGCAGUACCUGGAGAAACAGCUGGAGAGCAGCCAGGUCCGCAAGGCCAUGGAGGAGUUCUUUUCAUUCAGCGGUGAACUCGUACAGAUCAUGAUGGCGACAGCCAAUGAGAAUCUGUCGGCCAAGUUCUGCAACCGAGUCCUGAAGUUCUUCACCAAGCUCUUCCAGCUGACGGAGAAGAGCCCGAACCCCAGCCUGCUGUGCCUGUGUGGCUCCCUGGCUCAGCUGGCCUGUGUGGAGCCGGUGCGCUUGCAGGCCUGGCUCACCCGCAUGACGGCCUCGCCGCCCAAGGACUCGGACCAGCUGGACACGGUGCAGGAGAACCGGCAGCUGCUGCAGCUGCUCACCACCUACAUCGUGCGGGACAACAGCCAGGUGGGCGAGGGCGUGUGCACCGUGCUCCUCAGCACCCUCAUCCCCAUGGCGACCGAGAUGCUCGCCAACGGCGACGGCGCCGGCUUCCCCGAGCUCAUGGUCAUCAUGGCCACGCUGGCCAGCGCGGGACAGGGGGCGGGGCACCUGCAGCUGCACCGGGCGGCCGUUGAUUGGCUGAUGAGAUGUAAAAAAUACCUGACUCAGAAGAAUGUGGUGGAGAAAGUGAGCGCGAAUGUGUCACAGGGCAAGCACGCCAGCAUGCUGGAGUGUGCCUGCCACAUCAUCUCGUACCUGGCGGACGUGAUGAACGCUCUGAGACAGAGCAGCGGGCAGGGCUCGACGCAGCUGCUGGUGGAGGGCGAGGAGAAGGCCAUCGAGGUCGACUCUGAUUGGGUGGAGGAGCUGGCCGUGGAAGAGGAGGACUCUCAGGCCGAAGACUCGGAUGAAGAUUCACUAUGCAAUAAGCUAUGCACCUUCACCAUCACACAGAAGGAGUUCAUGAACCAGCACUGGUACCACUGUCACACGUGUAAGAUGGUGGACGGGGUAGGUGUGUGCACAGUGUGUGCCAAGGUGUGUCACAAAGACCACGAGAUCUCCUAUGCCAAAUACGGCUCCUUCUUCUGCGACUGCGGGGCCAAAGAGGAUGGCAGCUGCCAGGUGAGACCGAAUACCUCAGGUCACCAUGGGAAGAGAACGACUGCGGCUCUGGUGAAGCGCAGCCCCAGCAGCGGUAUGAGCUCCACCAUGAAGGAGUCGUCGGCGUUCCAGAGCGAGCCCCGCAUGCCGGAGAGUGCCAUCCGCCACCAGAGCGCCUCUCCCGCCGACAAGGGCAAGGUGACCAUCUGCGAGGGCAAGGCGGGCGACGAUGACCGGCCCAAGAAGAGCAGCGUGUGCAGGAACAUCGACGGCUGCCGCGACGAGCUGCUGCAGCAAGUGUCCGCCUCCUCCACGGCAGCCAUAGUGCUGGAGAUGCUGAUCUUCCUGAUGGAUGCCAUCCAGACCAACUUCCAGCAGGCCUCCGCCGUGGGCAGCAGCAGCCGGGCCCAGCACGCCCUCAACGAGCUGCACACCCAGGACAAGACCGUGGAGAUGACCGACCAGCUCAUGGUUCCCACGCUGGGCUCCCAGGAGGGGGCGUUCGAGAACGUGCGGAUGAACUACAGCGGGGACCAGGGCCAGACGAUCCGGCAGCUGAUCAGCGCCCACGUGCUGCGGCGCGUGGCCAUGUGCGUCCUGUCCUCCCCGCACGGCCGGCGACAGCACCUCGCCGUCAGCCACGAGAAGGGGAAGAUCACUGUGCUGCAGCUGUCUGCCCUCCUGAAGCAGGCGGACUCCAGCAAGAGGAAGCUGACCCUGACCCGGCUGGCGUCCGCCCCUGUGCCCUUCACCGUGCUCAGCCUUACCGGGAACCCCUGCAAUGAGGACUACCUGGCCGUGUGUGGCCUCAAGGACUGCCAUGUUCUGACCUUCAGCAGUACGGGCUCGGUGUCGGAUCACCUGGUGCUGCAUCCCCAGCUCGCCACUGGCAACUUCAUCAUCAAGGCCAUCUGGCUGCCGGGGUCACAGACAGAGCUGGCCAUCAUCACAGCUGACUUUGUCAAGAUCUACGACCUUUCUGUGGAUGCCCUGAGUCCCAUGUACUACUUCCUGCUCCCGAGCUCCAAGAUCCGCGACGCCACCUUCCUGUUCAACGAGGAGGGGAAGAACAUCAUCGUCAUCAUGUCGUCUGCGGGGUACAUCUACACGCAGGUGAUGGAGGAGUCCAGCAGCGCCCAGCACGGACCCUUCUACGUCACCAACGUGCUGGAGAUCAACCACGAGGACCUCAAGGACAGCAACGGGCAGGUGGCCGGAGGCGGAGUCUCCGUCUACUACUCCCAUGUGCUGCAGAUGCUGUUCUUCAGCUACAGCCAGGGCAAGUCCUUCGCCGCCACUGUCAGCCGCAGCACCAUGGACAUGCAGCGGCUCUUCCCCAUCAACGUCAAAGGCUCGAACGGGGGCAGUAAGACGUCCCCGGCACUCUGUCAGUGGUCGGAGGUGAUGAACCACCCCGGGCUGGUGUGCUGUGUGCAGCAGACCUCUGGAAUCCCGCUGGUCAUCAUGGUGAAACCCGACACCUUCCUCAUCCAGGAGAUCAAAACCCUGCCCGCUAAAGCCAAGAUUCAGGACAUGGUGGCCAUCCGCCACACGGCCAGCAACGAGCAGCAGCGCACCACCAUGAUCCUGCUGUGUGAGGACGGCAGCCUGCGCAUCUACAUGGCCAACGUGGAGAACACCUCCUACUGGCUGCAGCCAGCACUGCAGCCCAGCAGCGUCAUCAGCAUCAUGAAGCCCGUGCGCAAGCGCAAAGCUGCCGCCGCCACCACGCGCACCUCCAGCCAGGUGACUUUCCCCGUGGACUUCUUUGAGCACAACCAGCAGCUGACGGAGGUGGAGUUCGGGGGCAACGACCUGCUGCAGGUCUACAACGGCCAGCAGAUCAAGCACCGACUGAACUCCACCGGGAUGUACGUGGCCAACACUAAGCCUGGAGGCUUCACGGUGGAGGCCGUCAACAACAACAGCUCCAUGGUGAUGACGGGCAUGCGGGUGCAGGUGGGCACCCAGGCCAUCGAGAGGGCGCCCUCCUACAUAGAGAUCUUCGGCCGCACCAUGCAGAUGAACCUGACCCGCUCGCGCUGGUUCGACUUCCCCUUCACCCGUGAAGAGGCCCUGCAGGCCGACAAGAAGCUGUCCAUCUUCAUCGGAGCGUCUGUAGACCCUGCAGGUGUCACCAUGCUUGACUCCAUUAAGAUCUAUGGGAAGACCAAGGAGCAGUUCGGCUGGCCAGACGAGCCCCCCGAGGACUUCCCCUCUGCCUCCGUCAACAACGUGGGCAGCCCCAACCUCAACCAGGGCAAUGGCACGGGGGAUAGUGACAUCGCUGCCCCCGCCUCUGCUAGCGGAACUGUGCUGGAGAGUUGUGAAACUGAGUCCUUAUCGCCCUUGGACCGGCUGGUCGUCAGUUCUCUGGAAGCGCUGGAGAGCUGCUUUGCUGUAGGCUCCACAAAUGAAAAGGAGAAGAACAAGGCCGCUGCCCUGGAGCUGGCCACCCUGCUGUUAUCCAUGCCCACCCCCGCGGGAGUCCAGCAGCAGACCAAGGGCCUGCUGGCCAGCCUGCACACCAGCCGCACCGCCUACCACAACCACAAGGACCAGUCCCUGCUGAGCAAUGCGGUGCAGUGUCUGAACAGCUGCAGCAGAGAUGGGAAGGACCUGGAUCCCGACGUCUUCCAGAGGCUGGUGAUCACCGCCCGCUCCAUCGCCAUCAUGAGGCCCAACAACCUGGUGCACUUCACCGAGUCCAAGCUGCCGCAUGCGGACGCAGAAGCGUCGGAGGACAGCAAGGACGGGCAGAAGGCGUCGGAGAGCGAGGGCUGUAACUUCAUCAUGCAGCUGGUGAAUAACUUCUGGAAGCUCCACGCCCUCAAACCUAAGAACGCCUUCCUGGCCCCGGCCUGCCUGCCGGGUCUGACUCACGUUGAAGCCACAGUGAACGCGCUGGUGGACAUCAUUCAUGGGUACUGUACCUGUGAGCUGGACUGCAUCAACGUGGCCUCCAAAAUCUACAUGCAGAUGCUGCUCUGUCCCGACACAGCGGUGAGCUUCGCCUGUAAGCAGGCCCUGAUCCGAGUGCUGAGGCCCAGGAACAAGCGGCGACACGUGACCCUUCCCUCCCCGCCCCGCUCCAACACUCCCAUGGGAGACAAAGACGACGAUGACGACGACGACGCGGACGACAAGAUGCAGCCGUCGGGAAUGACGGGAGGGGAGGGCGGCCGGCAAGAGAGCCAAGAGCAGAACGAGGUGGAUCACGGGGAUUUCGAGAUGGUGUCGGAGUCCAUGGUCCUGGAGACGGCAGAGAACGUGAACAAUGGCAACCCCUCGCCACUGGAGGCGCUGUUGGCCGGAGCGGAGGGCUUCCCCCCCAUGCUGGACAUCCCGCCUGACGCGGACGACGAGACCAUGGUGGAGCUGGCCAUCGCCCUCAGCCUGCAGCAGGACCAGCAAGGCAGCAGCAGCAGUGCUCUCGGGCUGCAGAGUCUGGGCCUCUCCGGCCAGGCCCCCAGCUCGUCCUCGCUGGACGCAGGAACACUGUCCGACACCACCGCGUCAGCACCAGCCUCGGACGACGAGGGCAGCACGGCGGCCACCGACGGCUCCACCCUGCGCACGUCUCCGGCCGAGCACGGGGGCAGCGUGGGGUCAGAGAGCGGCGGCAGCGCCAUCGACUCGGUGGCUGGCGAGCACAGCGUGUCGGGGCGCAGCAGCGCGUAUGGGGACACCACGGUGGAGGGACACCCUGCCGGACCCGGCAGCGUCAGCUCCAGCACCGGGGCCAUCAGCACCACCACCGCCCAGCAGGAAGGGGACGGCUCCGAGGGAGAGGGCGAGACCGAGGGGGACAUCCACACCAGCAACCGGCUGCACAUGGUCCGGCUCAUGCUAUUGGAGCGUCUCCUGCAGCACCUCCCCCAGCUGCACAGUGUGGGAGGAGUCCAGGCCAUUCCCUACAUGCAGGUGAUCCUCAUGCUGACCGCCGACCUGGACGGCGAGGACGAGAAGGACAAGGGGGCCCUGGACGACCUCCUGGCCCAGCUCAUCGCCGAGCUCGGCAUGCACAAGAAGGACGUCUCUAAGAAGAACGAGCGCAGCCCCAUGAACGAGGUUCACCUGGUCAUCAUGAGGCUGCUCAGCGUCUUCAUGUCUCGCACAAAGUCCGGCUCCAAGUCGUCCUCCGAGUCGUCCUCUCUCAUCUCCAACGCCACGGCCACGGCUCUGCUCAGCCUGGGCGCCAUAGACUACUGUCUGCACGUGCUCAAGUCCCUGCUGGAGUUCUGGAAGACCCAGCAGGGAGAGGAGGAGCCGGCAGCCGCCAGCCAGCUGCUCAAACCCCACACCUCCUCCUCUCCCCCCGACAUGAGCCCCUUCUUCCUCCGCCAGUAUGUCAAGGGCCACGCCUCCGACGUGUUCGAGGCGUACUCCCAGCUUCUGACCGAGAUGGUGCUGCGCCUGCCCUAUCAGAUCAAGAAGAUCGCCGACACCAACCCGCGCAUCCCACCCCCCAUCUUCGACCACUCCUGGUUCUACUUCCUGUCAGAGUACCUGAUGAUCCAGCAGACGCCCUUCGUCAGACGGCAGGUGCGCAAGCUUCUGCUGUUCAUCUGUGGCUCCAAGGAGAAGUACCGGCAGCUGCGCGACCUCCACACGCUCGACUCCCACAUGCGGGCCAUCAAGAAGCUCCUGGAGGAGCAGGGCAUCUUCCUGAGGGCGGGCGUCGUCACGGCGACCUCCGGCUCCGCCCUGCAGUACGACACCCUCAUCAGCCUGAUGGAGCACCUGAAGGCUUGUGCUGAAAUCGCCACCCAGAGAACCAUCAACUGGCAGAAGUUCUGCAUGAAGGAUGACUCCGUGCUGUACUUCCUGCUUCAGGUCAGCUUCCUGGUGGACGAGGGCGUGUCCCCGGUGCUGCUGCAGCUGCUGUCCUGUGCUCUGUGUGGCAGUAAGGUCCUGGCGGCCGCUGCCUCCGGCGGUUCGGGCGGGGCAUCAGGGACCUCCCAGUCCUCCCAGAGCAAGUCCUCCAGCAAGAAGAGCAAGAAGGAGGACAAGGAGAAGGAAAAGGACGGGGAAGGGCUGGGCAGCCAGGAGGACCAGCUCUGUACAGCCCUGGUCAGUCAGCUGAACAAGUUUGCAGACAAAGAGACUCUGAUCCAGUUCCUGCGCUGCUUCCUGCUGGAGUCAAACUCCUCCUCCGUGCGCUGGCAGGCUCACUGCCUGGCCCUGCACAUCUACAGGAAUUCCAGUAAAUCGCAGCAGGAGCUCCUCCUGGACCUCACCUGGGCGAUUUGGCCAGAGCUCCCGGCGUACGGGCGCAAAGCUGCCCAGUUUGUGGACCUCCUGGGCUACUUCUCCCUGAAGACCCCACAGACAGAGAAGAAGCUGAAAGAAUACUCCCAGAAGGCUGUGGAGAUCCUGCGGACACAGAACCACAUCCUCACAAACCAUCCAAACUCCAACAUCUACAACACUCUGUCAGGACUGGUGGAGUUUGAUGGCUUUUACCUGGAAAGCGACCCCUGCCUAGUCUGCAACAACCCCGAAGUGCCAUUUUCGAACAUCAAGCUGUCCUCCAUCAAAGUGGACACACGUUACACCACCACACAGCAGGUGCUGAAGCUCAUCGGCAGCCACACCAUCAGCAAGGUGACCGUCAAGAUCGGAGACCUCAAGCGCACCAAGAUGGUGCGCACCAUCAACCUGUACUACAACAACCGCACCGUGCAGGCUAUCGUGGAGCUGAAGAACAAACCCGCCCGCUGGCACAAAGCUAAGAAGGUGCAGCUGACCCCAGGUCAGACCGAGGUGAAGAUCGACCUCCCUCUGCCCAUCGUGGCGUCCAACCUGAUGAUCGAGUUCGCCGACUUCUACGAGAACUACCAGGCGUCCACGGAGACGCUGCAGUGUCCGCGGUGCAGCGCGUCUGUGCCGGCCAACCCGGGCGUGUGCGGCAACUGCGGGGAGAACGUCUACCAGUGCCACAAGUGCAGGUCCAUUAACUACGAUGAGAAGGACCCCUUCCUGUGCAACGCCUGUGGGUUCUGCAAGUACGCCCGAUUCGACUUCAUGCUGUACGCCAAGCCCUGCUGCGCUGUGGACCCCAUCGAGAACGAGGAGGACAGGAAGAAGGCUGUCACCAACAUUAACACCCUGCUGGACAAGGCUGACCGGGUCUACCACCAGCUGAUGGGCCAUAGGCCGCAGCUGGAGAGCCUGCUGUCCAAGGUGAACGAGGCAGCCCCAGAGAAGCCACAGGAUGACACAGGUGCAGGGGCGGGGCUGGGUGCGUCCUCGGCCAGCGUCAACAGGUACAUCCAGCAGCUGGCCCAGGAGUACUGCGGGGACUGCAAGACCUCCUUCGACGAGCUCUCCAAGAUCAUACAGAAGGUGCUGGCCUCCCGGAAGGAGCUGCUGGAGUAUGACCUGCAGCAGCGGGAGGCGGCCACCAAGUCGUCCCGCACCACGACCCAGCCCACCUUCACAGCCAGCCAAUACCGCGCCCUGUCCGUGCUGGGCUGCGGACACACCUCCUCCACCAAGUGCUACGGCUGCGCGUCGGCCGUGACGGGCCACUGCAUCACGCUGCUGCGUGCGCUGGCCACCAACAGCGCCAUCCGGCAGAUCCUGGUGCUGCAGGGUCUGAUCCGCGAGCUGUUCGAGUACAACCUGCGGCGCGGAACCAGCGCCAUGAGGGAGGAGGUGCGGCAGCUGGUGUGCCUGCUGACCAGGGAUCACCCUGACGCCACUCAGCAGAUGAACGACCUCAUCAUUGCCAAAGUGUCUGCGGCACUGAAAGGACAUUGGGCCAAUCCUGACUUGGUAAGCAGCCUGCAGUACGAGAUGCUGCUGCUCACCGACUCCAUCGCCAAGGAGGGGGGCUGCUGGGAGCUUCGUCUGCGCUGUGCCCUCAGCCUGUUCCUCAUGGCGGUGAACAUUAAGACUCCGGUGGUGGUGGAGAACAUCACCCUCAUGUGCCUGAGGAUCCUACAGAAGCUCAUCAAGCCCCCGGCGCCCACCAGCAAGAAGAACAAGGAUGCUGCCGUUGAAUCCCUGACCACAGUGAAGCCCUACAGCAAUGAGAUCCACGCGCAGGCCCAGCUCUGGCUCAAAAAGGAUCCGAAGGCCUCUUACGAAGCCUGGAAAAAGUGCCUUCCUGCCAGAGGUCAGGAGAGCGUCUCCAAGCCAAUGAGCAAGGCGGAGGUGCGGAGGCAGUACCUGCUGGAGAAGUACGUGUGGAAGUGGAAGCAGUUCAUGAGCAGGCGGGGGAAGAGGACUUCCCCUCUGGACCUCAAGCUGGGCCACAACAACUGGCUGCGGCAGGUGCUGUUCACCCCGGCCACUCAGGCAGCGCGGCAGGCAGCCUGCACCAUCGUGGAGGCCCUGACCACCAUCCCCAGCCGCAAGCAGCAGGUUCUGGAUCUGCUCACCAGUUACCUGGACGAGCUGAGCAUUGCUGGGGAGUGUGCCGCGGAGUACCUCGGACUGUAUCAGAAGCUCAUCAAGCCGGCCCACUGGAAGGUGUACCUGGCAGCACGGGGGGUCCUGCCGUACAUAGGCAACCUCAUCACCAAGGAGAUCGCCCACCUGCUGGCCCUGGAGGAGGCGACGCUGAGCACGGACCUGCAACAGGGCUACGCUCUGAAGAGCCUAACAGGCCUGUUGUCCUCCUUUGUGGAAGUGGAGUCCAUCAAACGUCACUUUAAGAGCCGCCUGGUGGGGACAGUCCUCAACGGCUACCUGUGCCUGCGGAAGCUAGUGGUGCAGAGAACCAAGCUGAUCGACGAGACCCAGGACAUGCUGCUCGAGAUGCUGGAGGACAUGACCACAGGGACAGAGUCUGAAACCAAGGCCUUCAUGGCGGUGUGCAUCGAGACAGCCAAACGCUACAACCUGGACGAUUACAGAACGCCAGUAUUCAUCUUUGAGAGGCUAUGCAGUAUCAUCUACCCUGAGGAGAACGAGGUGACAGAGUUCUUCGUGACGCUGGAGAAGGACCCGCAGCAGGAGGACUUCCUGCAGGGCCGCAUGCCGGGCAACCCCUACAGCAGCAACGAGCCGGGCAUCGGGCCCCUCAUGAGGGACAUCAAGAACAAGAUCUGCCAGGACUGUGACCUGGUGGCCCUGCUGGAGGAUGACAGCGGCAUGGAGCUGCUCGUGAACAACAAGAUAAUAAGCCUGGAUCUUUCUGUGGCCGAGGUCUACAAGAAGGUGUGGUGUCCCACAAAUGAAGGAGAGCCAAUGAGAAUCAUCUACCGCAUGAGGGGUCUGCUGGGUGAUGCUACAGAGGAGUUCAUCGAAUCUCUGGACUCCACGACAGAUGAAGAGGAGGAUGACGAGGAGGUGUACAAGAUGGCGGGCGUGAUGGCGCAGUGUGGGGGUCUGGAAUGCAUGCUCCAUAGGCUGUCCGGAAUCAAGGACUUCAAGCAGGGCCGCCAUCUGCUCACCGUCUUGCUGAAGCUGUUCAGUUACUGUGUGAAGGUGAAGAUCAACAGACAGCAGCUGGUCAAACCAGAGAUGAACACGCUGAACGUCAUGCUGGGAACUCUGAAUCUGGCGCUGGUGGCGGAGCAGGAGAGUAAGGACAGCGGAGGGGCCUCCAUCGCUGAGCAGGUGCUGAGCAUCAUGGAGAUCAUCCUGGAUGAAGCCAACGCUGAGACCGUGUCCGAGGACAAGGGUAACCUGCUGCUGACUGGGGACAAGGACCAGCUGGUGAUGCUGCUGGAUCAGAUCAACACGCCGUUCGUGCGCUCGAACCCGAGCGUGCUGCAGGGGCUGCUGAGGAUCAUACCCUACCUGUCCUUCGGGGAGCUGGAGAAGAUGCACAUCCUGGUGGAGCGGUUCAAGCCCUGCUGCAGCUUCGACAAGUACGACGAGGAGCACAGCCCGGAUGACAAGGUCUUCCUGGACUGCUUCUGCAAGAUCGCUGCAGGCAUCAAGAACAACAGCAAUGGCCACCAGCUCAAAGACCUCAUUCUGCAGAAGGGCAUUACCCAGAGUGCGCUGGACUACAUGAAGAAACACAUCCCCAGUGCCAAAAAUUUGGACGCUGACGUUUGGAAGAAGUUCCUCUCCCGCCCCGCGCUCCCCUUCAUUCUCAGACUGCUCCGCGGAUUGGCCACGCAGCAUCCACCCACACAGAUGUUGAUCGGCACAGACUCCAUCUCCAACCUGCACAAGCUGGAGCAGGUGUCGAGCGACGAGGGCAUCGGCACGCUGGCGGAGAACCUGCUGGAGGCGCUGCGAGAGCACGCCGACGUCAACCUGAAGAUCGACGCGGCGCGGCGGGAGACGCGGGCCGAGAAGAAGCGCAUGGCCAUGGCCAUGAGGCAGAAGGCCCUGGGCACGCUGGGCAUGACGACCAAUGAGAAAGGGCAGGUGGUGACGAAGACCUCACUCCUGAAGCAGAUGGAGGAGCUGAUCGAGGAGCCUGGUCUCACCUGCUGCAUUUGCAGAGAGGGCUACAAGUUCCAGCCCACGAAGGUCCUGGGUAUCUACACCUUCACGAAGCGUGUGUCCCUGGAGGAGUUUGAGAACAAGCCCCGCAAACAGCAGGGCUACAGCACUGUCUCGCACUUUAACAUAGUCCACUAUGACUGUCACCUUGCUGCUGUCAGGCUGGCUCGUGGGAGAGAGGAGUGGGAGAGCGCCGCCCUGCAGAACGCCAACACCAAGUGCAAUGGGCUGCUGCCCGUGUGGGGGCCGCACGUGCCCGAAUCCGCCUUCGCCACCUGCCUGGCCAGGCACAACACAUACCUGCAGGAAUGCACGGGGCAGAGGGAGCCGACGUACCAGCUGAACAUCCACGACACCAAACUGCUGUUCCUGCGCUUCGCCAUGGAGCAGUCCUUCAGCGCGGACACGGGCGGCGGCGGCCGCGAGAGCAACAUCCACCUCAUCCCCUACAUCAUCCACACCGUGCUCUACGUGCUCAACACGACGAGGGCCACGUCCCGGGAGGAGAAGAACCUGCAGAGCUUCCUGGAGCAGCCGUGUGAGAAGUGGGUGGAGAGCUCGUACGAGGUGGACGGGCCUCACUACUACACUGUGCUGGCCAUGCACAUCCUCCCGCCCGAGCGCUGGCGCGCCACACGCAUCGACUUCCUGCGCCGCCUGCUGGUCGCCGUGCACGCCAGGAAGGUCUCCCCCGGGGGCACCAACAAACUGACAGACAAAGCUGUGAAGGAAUAUGCAGUAUAUCGGUCUCCUCUGCUCUUCUGGGGGCUGGUGGACCUCAUCUACGACAUGUUCAAGAAAGUGCCCACCAGCAACACGGAGGGAGGCUGGUCCUUCUCGCUGGCGGAGUACGUGCGGCACAACGACAUGCCCAUCUACGAGGCCUCAGAGAGGGUGCUGCGAGCCUUCCAGGACGAGCUCAUGCCAGCCGAAUCCUUCUCCGAGUUCCUGGAUGUUGUAGGACUUCUGUCGGAGAUCCCGGACCCUGACGGCUUCCUGCAGGAUCUGCUGAACUCCGUGCCCUGAUGACAUUCGGAACCACCGGCACACUGGACUCAUGACCCCCUGCCCCUCAUGGGAGUCCCUCCCGGAGGGGGGGUUGUCCUCUGGGCGGCUGGGGAGGGGGCUGCAACAGGCUCCACCCAGGACCCCUUUCCACACGAGGCUGAAGGCCUCUCAGCUUCUGUCUAUACACAUCCCACACACACAUGCGCACACACACACACACACACACACACACACACACACACACACACACGCAUACACACAAAAGCCCACCCACUUCCGUCACCCUCUGUCCCCCACCUUCACUUUCAGCAGCCUUUGGUUUGUUCCUCUGUGUCAUCUACAAACAUAACUCUUAAAUCAGAAAUUAUACGUGUAGCCUGACGAGUCCAUGCAUUUAUUACUAUAAAGGAUUCUGUAAUAUUUAACACACAGAGAAACCCAUGCCAUUUCAUCCGUUUGAUGUGGCUGGUAAGCGCGGAAUCUUCAAGCAAUUCCAGGGUUUUUGGAAUUCUAACAACGGAUAAAAAAAAAAAGAGUGACGUUUUGUUUUAGUUGUGUUUUGUUUCAUUUUGAUUGGAUUUUUUUUGGUUUAUUUUUUUUUUUUUUUUGGGUCAAGAAAAUGAUUAAAUGAACUUCCAUAUUGAGUGGAAACUGCAGCAAGCUUUACAAGAUCACAAAGUAACGUCCUGCUCUCUUUCACUGGCUUUGUGCAGUGCUGUCAUUGGACCUAACCGUAAUUCGUGAGAAUCCAUACGACGAUGGCUAAGCCUGCUGCUGGGUUCGCGUUUUUAAGCGAAGCGCAUGUGUUUAGAUGUCUCUCGUUUAUGACGAAAAGAAAAGGAGUAAAUAUAACAAAUAAAUUUGCAAGAGUUCUACCAACCCCUGGUAGGUGAAAUUAGUGCUGAUUUGGGACAGGCUUAUCUCUGCAGUGACAUCAACAAAACUGUACAACUGUCCAGCUGAAGGAUUAAAAGGGUCUGGUCCUUUACUCAUUCAAGGGUUCUUUUUUUGGUGUUUUUUUUUUUUCCCUUCUUUUUUUUUUUUUGUUUGGUUUAAUUUGGUUUUCCGCUCUGAUCUCUCCUGGCCUGAACACUACACUGGCUUGUUUCUGUAUAGGUUCUGUCUUCCACAAGAUCAUACAUGAAAAUAUCCCACAGAUGAGACAUUUCCCAGAGCCAUUUUUGUUCUGGUAAGCACGGUGCCACUGGGUCCCAAUCUCAGUGAUAAAGAAUUCUUUACAACAUAUGGACGCCUGCACAGGACGUCCUUUAUUCAGAGCCGAACGCAUGGUGUGGAGUUUCUUUCAAUCCAGUUAGUGUUUAUUUGCCUAUUCCCGUUGCUACAAUGUUCAACUGU